CUCCAUACGACCUUCUAGUUUAUCUGUGUCAAAGCUCUGAGUGUGGAAAAAGCAGUGAGACUCUUGAAAUCUACAAAUCCCUCCCCAUGUCGGCUUCUCAGCCCCGCCCCAAGCGGGCAGGUGAGGACUUCACCCGCACACACCACGAGGACGAAGACGGCUCGUCAACCAAAAAGCCUCGCUUUGACCUUCGAAACCCCUCCGCUCUCGCCCCCGAUGCACUGGAGGAGGAUGCGGUCUUAGACGCCGACGAAAUUGGUCGCCGUGGACAACAAGUACGCCGCAGAGCCGUCAACUUGGACGGGUACGAUUCCGACAGUGAGAAUGAGGGCUUCUCAGCGCGCAUCGAGGCCAAGUCAAAAGCCAGCCGAGAGAAGCACGACGCGGAGGAUGAUGAUAUGUUCGCCGAAUUACAGGAAGACUUUGGAGCGGAGGAAAUCGAUGCGGAUGAAGCCAUGCGCAAAAACAAGAAGAACGUCCGCUUCCUCCGAGAUGAUGAGAUCGAAGGACAGGUUGCGUCGUCAAAGAGUGGCGGGACAGUCCAUGCAGAUUUCACCAAAGGUGCGGACACGAUUGACAACGAGGAGGACGAAAGUGAAAGUGAAGUGGGAGAUGAAGAGCGCGCCAAACCUGACGAGGAGCUGGAUGAGGAAUUGGGUGCAGGUGCAAAGAAGAAGCAUGCUCCACUACUAGACGCUUUCAAUAUGCGCACCGAACAAGAAGAAGGCCGCUUCGAUGACCAAGGAAAUUAUGUCCGAAAGGCUGCAGAUCCCGACGCAGUUUACGACACGUGGUUGCAGGGAGUGUCCAAGAAGGAUAUUCGGCGCGCAAAAGAGGCUUCAGACAAACGGGAGGAGGAGCGCAAAGAGAAAGAGCGCAAGGACGAUAGCGUGCUUACCGCGGACGUCCUAAAAACCUUGAUUACCCAUCUUGAACGAGGCGAGACGAUCCUGGAGGCUCUCGCGAGGAUAGGAAAGGGCGCCCAGAAGAAGCAAAAAUGGCAAACCAAUCGCAAUAAGAACCGCAAAAAGCAAAGUGACGCUGCCGAGGAUGCGGAGAUGACGGAGGACGACCCGAAGGAGGUGGCUAGAAAGCAGGCCAUUGAGGAAAUUACAGGUGCUGCCGACAUCCUUAUGACCAGGGGGCAGGCAGAGAUCUAUGACACCGAACGUGAGAUGCUCACGAGGCAGUAUCGCCGCGAGACAGGCGAGGACUGGAUUGACCCUCAAUCUGCAGACGGCAGCCCUGGACAAGACUCCCCCGCAAUGUGGGAGUUCCGAUGGUCCGAUGCCCGGGAUGGUGGCAUUAUACACGGCCCAUACGACGGGCCUACGAUGGAGUCCUGGAGGAACGCAGGGUACUUUGGAGAAGGGGUCGAGUUUCGCCGAACAACCGACGACAGUCAGUGGAACAGCACAGCUACCUUCGUAUGAGGCUGGCUCAAUCAGUAUCCAUGUCAUGAGGCGAAUAUUGUAACUGUAAAUUAGCACUGUCGGAUACCCGGGUUCUUGGG
Molecule: messenger RNA, 1513 nt
Organism: Aspergillus homomorphus CBS 101889
Lineage: Eukaryota; Fungi; Ascomycota; Eurotiomycetes; Eurotiales; Aspergillaceae
Product: GYF domain-containing protein
Exons: 1
Coding region: 87-1433 (448 amino acids)
Cellular component (GO): U5 snRNP
Molecular function (GO): protein binding
Source: RefSeq, a predicted model, not a curated record